Diorhabda carinulata is the source of this 663-nucleotide messenger RNA. RefSeq lists its product as uncharacterized. Lineage: Eukaryota; Metazoa; Arthropoda; Insecta; Coleoptera; Chrysomelidae. The record is from RefSeq and is a predicted model, not a curated record. Bases 253 to 585 code for a protein of 110 amino acids. The transcript has 3 exons.
AUAUAGAAUAAAAUUUAAACAAUAGAUUUAAAGGAAUUAAUAAAAAAGAUUGUUGUAAUUUUAUUCUCUUAACUGUGCGUUUUUUAUACGAGAAUUUAAUUUAAUUACAAAAACUUGUACCAAUUGAUUACGUAAAUGCAUGUACAUCUAGUAGUAGGCUGUGUAAAUUUUUGAAAGACAAUGUAAUAUUAUUGAAUAUACACUAACAACACUAGUCAGUCGUUGAUUUUGUAGUUGUUUGGAUUGUUAGAAAUGGCUAACAAAAAAGUUGCAACUAUGAAUAAAAAUUGGUUUACUGCAGUUCCUUUGGACUUCGUAGAAGUACUUAGAAAUAAGAUUAAAAUGGCAGAUCGAGUAGAAAAAAUCUCCAGACCCAUGAAAUUCCCUUAUACCUUCAGUGCCAAACUUGCACAAUUCCCGUACAGACACUAUUUCAAGAAUCAAUGGAUCUGGAAAUACUAUGCUAUCGCUGUUGUAUGUUGUAUUCCUGUAUUUAAUUCCAUCAGCAAGUUAGCUAACUCUCCUGAAAAUGUAGCUAAGUGGGCUGAAAUCCGUAGAAAAGAGGCUGCUGAACAUCAUCACUAGGCGCAUUUUUUCUCAAUUAGUCUGUCAAGAAUUUUUUGUUUAAUUUAAUUUCUAUUAAAUAAAUGUAGGUCAUACACU